Molecule: messenger RNA, 399 nt
Organism: Sinocyclocheilus anshuiensis
Lineage: Eukaryota; Metazoa; Chordata; Actinopteri; Cypriniformes; Cyprinidae
Product: transmembrane protein 56-B-like
Exons: 4
Biological process (GO): lipid homeostasis
Cellular component (GO): membrane; endoplasmic reticulum
Source: RefSeq, a predicted model, not a curated record
AUGGAGCCUCUCAGCCUGCAGGUGCUGGUGGUUGUAACAGGGAGCUUCCUGGGCUUCCAGUGGCUGUUCCACAGAGGUAGCCCUUGGUUGUCUGAGAAGCUCUGCAAAGGCUUCCUGAGGCUCAGACCUACACAAAGGACAGAGUGGAACUCCAGGGCCGUCUCAACGGUACACGCCUUGGUUGUGGGACUUUUCUGUCUCUACAUAUAUAUCUUUGAUGAACCUAUCCAGAAAGACCCAGUCUGGGGAGAUGCCACACUGGUGAAGCUAAAUGUGGCCAUUACCUCAGGCUAUCUUAUAUCAGAUCUCCUGCUCAUGUUUACUUCAUGGGAGUCAAUUGGAGAGAAAUAUUUUGUCAUACAUCAUUUUGCUGCUCUCUAUGCAUACUACUAUGUGCUG